CUAGCGUGGCAGUGUUGAUUCAACUGUAUUCAUUAACAGAAUAGUACUGUUGAAUCCUGUCGUUAUUAUUCAACUGAUUUAAUUAUGACCAUGACCCCAUACACGGAAGUAUUGAUACGGGUUUUUACAGUCAAAAGUCUCAAACAGAAAACUGUACGUAACAUGCGGCAAACGAAACCGAGUGUAGAACAUCGCGUUAAUGCAUUGCUCGUAUCAGGAAGUAAAUGAACGGCGAGGGUGGCGAGAAGGAAACAUGACUAACGGGACGUAGGGAAGAAUGACUCGAAACAUCGCCGGACGACCUGUACAUUUAGUGUCCCUAACUAGCGGAAUUAUUAUGUGCCUUGCCAGAUAUUAAUUCGGGAAAACUUUUCACAAUGGACGGUUCAGUUCGCCUGUUGAUGUACACAGCAUUACUCGUUGUGUACCUGACCAUAACAACGCUUCAAGACACGACAUCAGAUACCCCAGGCAGUUCCACGUCUAUGAUGGAGGCUACAGGCACUCCUUCACCAAUGUCAACCACUACUAUACACGAUCCUUCAACAUCUACAUCUGCUGAGACAGAUGCUCCAACAUCUACCUCUCCUGAGACGACAACGACCCAAACAUCGACAUCAUCACCACUAACAACAACACUACCACCACCAUCUCCCACGACGACACCCCCAGGUCGGUGCCGCUUGAGUCGGGAGUGUGGGCGUGGUGCCUUCUGUAUCAUGAGUCGGUGUACAUGCGCGUACGGCUCCUACAGGCUGGGAACACAGUGUGUGCCUUCAAUACCAGUUGGCGGCAAUUGUACAAAUGACACGCGUUGUAUGGCGCCAUCUACGUGUAAUUACUCGGUAUGUACAUGCCCUGGAGAUUACUACCAGAAGGACCAACAAUGUGAAGCCAGAGAACAGGUGGGCGAAGGAUGCAACAACAACAGCGAAUGUGUUGUUAACGUUGAUUGUAUCAAUAACACCUGCACAUGUCAGGCAGAUUUAUUCUUCAAGGAUGGGAAGUGUAUCCCACGAGUUUUACCAGGUGAAGUCUGCAGUAACAGCACGUGUGUGGAGAACGCCGAAUGUGUAUCUAGCACAUGUCGGUGUAAAGACGGGUUCAUGAUAGUAAAUGGAUCUUCCUGUACGAUAAAAGAGAAAAGACGAGUGAAGAAUCUAGUCGUUUCUGGUCAGACUUCGUCAUCAGUUCUUGUAGCAUUUGAUGGACCCCUGGAUUACAACACGUUCAGGAUUGAUUACAACUCUUCAGAUCCUCCAAAGUGCGUUGUCCUCCGAAGUAAUUCAUCACAGGAUGUUUGUAGUGAGUGUCAACAAGUUAAUGUCGUCGAGCCAUCUAAAAACUGGCACAUAGAAUACAAUGUGACAGGUUUGAAGCCCUUCACCACAUAUGAAUUCAAGGUGGUAAUGGAAAAGUGCAACAAUGGGAGUCUUGAAAGCAGUCGCCCAGCAAAUAAAUCAGCGCGAACUACUUCAGCAGUUCCCAACGCUGUAGAAGACUUGACUACAUGUGCAAAUAAGACAUGUCUCGUGUGUGCAACGUGGAAACCUCCCCAACCACACCCAGGGCCUGUCACAUACAGGGUAGAAAUAUUUGAUGAAGUCAACAGUACCGUUGCAAAAGCAUCCAAUAUCAGCGCGACAUCAAUAUGUUACACGAAAGAAGAUGUCAAUUAUUUCUUGAAGUACACUCUUGGGGUAACAACUUUUACCACAGCUGGCAAAGGAAAGCAGCGCAAUCUGACAAGCAUGGAAAUUCAUUUCCUUGAAUUCAAGAUCGUCACAGCAGAAGGUGAUUGCAGAAAAUCUGGGCAUCAAUCCAACAACGUUGGAAACUACAGGCAGAUGACAAUAGUAUGGUCAAAGCCACGGAUUGGCACAUCGAUAACCAGCUAUAUACUUGUCACUAACGGGGAAAAGCGCAAUAUCCCAUCAGAGGCAAAUGGGGCGGGAUCAGGCUACAAUGUCCCGAUUGUUGUAACUCCAGGUUCGACGAAUACUUUCAAGAUUCAAGUAAAUCACAAUGGUACUCUCUACAAUGUGUCCGCAAAUUCGUCGUGCCUUGCACCUAUCGGAGUUCCUCCAGAAUGGCCACAUGGCCUGCAACCAUCAUUUGAGGUCUCUGAAAAUUUCAUCAAAAUAAAACGCAUUGAUUUUUUUAAUAACAGUAAGAAUGGUGCCAUAACAAAAGGUCGCUUGUACAUAUCAACCAAAAAAGAAACGUUGGAAGUACCAGAUCUUCAAUCUGGGGAUGUGAGGGCAACGAAAAUCGAGUGUUGUAAUGGUGGGUUCAUCAAAGACUGUACGGCUGGCUAUUGUAGGAGAGGGCUGGAACCAGACACAGAAUACUACUACCUUGCUGUUGCUUGCACGAAGACAGGCUGUCGCCAGAGUCCAGUAUUUCAAUUCCGAACAUACAAAGACAAUACCAACGCCAUCGUAGUCGGAAUGUUGGUGACAUCCAUUAUUGUUGCUGCCACCAUCAUCGCUGCUGCCCUGCUUUGGCGUUCAAAGAAAGUUGAAAUGGUCCCUAUUCGCAUUUCUCUGAGAAAGCCGGACCUGUCCCGAAUACCACGAGAAAGGCCCAUCUUGCUGUCGGAGAUGGAGGACCGAGUUACACAGAUGCAUGCCGACAGCAACUUGCAGUUCACCGUGGACUACGAGAACAUCAUCCGCAUCAGCCCUAAGCACACGAACUAUGCCUCCCAGAUUGACGAGAACAAACAGAAGAACCGAUGGGUGAAUGUACUACCAUUCGACCACAGCCGGGUUGUUCUUGAAGUUAUCGAUGAUGACGAGACUUCAGAUUACAUCAACGCAAGUUACAUGCCGGGCUACAACUGUGAGAACGAAUACAUCGCCUCCCAAGGACCACUUCCUGGUACAGUGGAUGAUUUCUGGAGAAUGAUCUGGGAAAAGAAGGUGUCCAUCAUUGUCAUGGUUACUCCUGUGAAAGAAAAUGGAAAGGUGAAGUGUGAAGAGUACUGGCCCGCGGAGGUUCAGGAACCCAAAGAGUACGGUGACAUCGUGGUGGAGAACACAUCCUUCUCCUCCCUCAACACCUACAACGUCACGAUGUUCAAGCUGAGUAAUGGACAGGAUAAAGAUGUACGGGUGGUACAACACUUCCACUUCCUCAACUGGAAGGACAUGUCAGCUGAUGUGGAGAGGUCAGACAUCCUGGACUUCGUGCGGACAGUCCGAUCCCACCUCCGUCCGGACAUGGAAGGGCCGCUCGUGAUCCACUGCAGUGCUGGCGUUGGGAGAACAGGGACGUUCAUAUGCCUGGACUAUCUCAUCCAGUUCAUUGAAAAGCACGGCCUGUCAGACACUGUAGACAUAUACGGCUUAGUGAUGAAGCUGAGGAACAACCGAGUCCUCAUGGUCCAGACGGAGACCCAGUACGUGUUCAUCCAUGACUGUGCCAAGCAGCUGAUGGAGGAGAAGCGGCUGGCGCUGGAACGUCCCGACAGCGUGGUGGACGUGGAGGAUGAGGAGGAGGAGGAGGAGGAGGAGGAGGAGGCGGUGUACGUCAACACAGAGAUCGGGGUGCCUGUGUCGGACGACGGUAUGACAGGGACAGAAAUGACAUCGUGUAAAGAUAGAACAGGGGAAGAUGACGGAUGUGAACUGUAUGAGAAUGCCAGCACGUGUCGCCUUAUUCAACAGACAGAGCUAUGAGACAACUACGAUGGGCGUCGCCCUUAACAGAAGACAGAACUUAAUUAUGACGAUGGCUGCUGCCAAAAUAUAAGUGACAGAGGUGUCAAACCUCACACACUCACUCGCUCACAAGGAUCUCUGAAGAUUGGUGUUACUUGAAGUACUCAAAUGGUCCACCUCACGUGCCAAAUACCCUUGAAGGUCAAAGGAUAUUCUUGUCUUACAUUUUUGUUUUUUAUGUUUGUCAAUGAAUCAUUAUAUUCAUAAUACAAGUAUAUUUUACUUUGAUAAUAUGAACAAAUAUUAUAAAGGUCAAUUCAGUUUAUAUGCAUAUGUAUAUAAAUCGCUUCACCAACUCACUUUGUCAUAAACAGCGGAUUUCCUUUGAUGUAUCACAACGGGGAAGGAUAAAUGUGUCAAGUUUGAAGAGUAUUCAUUACAUUCUAUUUUGAAGUCAUCAAUCCAUCACGGAAGAAUAAAUAAGGGAAAUAGUUGGACAUUUCAGCGUGUACAGUAUAUUUUUUUAUGGGAAGUGCAACGAAUGAUAAUAGGUAAUAUUUUUGUAACAUGAUUCCCCGGAUAUUUGUUUUUAGUGAAUCAAGAGAAAGCCAAAGCUCUGAUGUCGCAGCUUAUUGCUGAUUGAUGGGAAAG
This is a messenger RNA of Haliotis rufescens (red abalone), 4316 nucleotides long. RefSeq names its product tyrosine-protein phosphatase 10D-like. The record is from RefSeq and is a predicted model, not a curated record. The coding region runs from base 378 to 3683 and encodes 1101 amino acids. Gene Ontology annotation, biological process: protein dephosphorylation. Lineage: Eukaryota; Metazoa; Mollusca; Gastropoda; Lepetellida; Haliotidae. Gene Ontology annotation, molecular function: protein binding; protein tyrosine phosphatase activity. The transcript is spliced from 28 exons.